GAAAAGUACAAUCCGUCAAGCAUAAAUUACAAUGAAAUACUAACGCCAAGGAUCAUCAAAUCGCCGGAGAAACGAGACAUCGAUCAUCUCCACCACGCAGAGCCAAGCCAACCUACACAGAAACAGAAAUGGCAAGAGAAGUAUCGGAAAGCUGUAUGGAUAGUUUGCUUACAGAGAUUGUUUCUUCGUAUUGCAAUGUGCUAUACGUUAGUAAGCCGGAGCUCGCUGCUCGGAGAAUCGAAGCCAUCGGCUACCAAGUUGGCCACCAGCUCUCUGAAAGGUACACAAUGGAGCGACCACGUUUCAGUGAUCACCUGGAGGCAAUCAAGUUCAUCUGUAAAGAUUUCUGGUCUGAACUCUUCAAGAAACAGAUAGACAAUCUAAAGACGAAUCAUAGAGGUACAUUUGUUUUGCAAGAUGAUAAAUUUGCAUGGGUUUCACGCAUGUCUUCAACUGAGAAUUCUGGUUCAACUCAAGAACCUGGAAUUGGAAACAAAGCAGCAGAAGCAAGUAGCAUGCAUCUAUAUUUCCAGCCUCCCUGCUUGUUCAUUUGUGAUCCGGAUAAAGGUGUAGUAAACAUAUCUGUUACUGUUCGUGCAAGAUUUUUUGGUCAUCCCGAGGAAACAAUUCCUAGGCAGCUCUGUAUAGUUUUGAAAGUCGUGCUUAAGUUGAGUAGUGACAACAUCUGGCCAAUCGCUAAGUAUAAUGAAGAUGUACAUGAAUAUAUUAAAUAA
Messenger RNA from Lactuca virosa, 734 nucleotides. NCBI's taxonomy places the organism in Eukaryota, Viridiplantae, Streptophyta, Magnoliopsida, Asterales, Asteraceae. The record is from the annotation of a GenBank genome assembly.